Molecule: messenger RNA, 6871 nt
Organism: Phyllotreta striolata
Lineage: Eukaryota; Metazoa; Arthropoda; Insecta; Coleoptera; Chrysomelidae
Source: the annotation of a GenBank genome assembly
GUGCCCUUGCGACAGCCAUUUUGCCAGAUCCGUGUGAAAAAUUGUGUUGAGUUUUGCAAAGUAAUCUUAAGCGGAUACGCGUACAUGAAUGGGGAUGUUGGCAAAGUGCCUUCGGGGGUGGUAUACACAACCACCCCUGAGACGAGCUCUGCCGUGGGUACCCAUCCGGAGUAUGUAGCCGUUAAUGGGGUAGCAGAGGGAGCUGAGGGUCCUAGUCCUUUACCUCCCUCAGCUCCCCAAGACAACACUUUGCAAAUCUACCCCUUGCCGCAGCUUAAGCAGAUGCUUUCCCAACAAUUGGAGUAUUACUUCUCUAGAGAAAAUUUAGCAAAUGACACAUACUUAUUGUCACAAAUGGACAACGACCAGUAUGUGCCGAUAUGGACGGUAGCGAAUUUCAAUCAGGUUAAAAAAUUAACCAAAGAUAUUAAAUUGAUUACUGAAGUUCUGCGCGAAUCGCCCAACGUUCAGGUCGACGAGGAAGGAUUGAAAGUUCGUCCGAACCAUAAAAGAUGCAUUGUGAUUUUACGGGAGAUCCCCGACAGUACGCCCAUCGAGGAUGUUAAGAAUUUAUUUUCGGGAGAGAACUGUCCAAAAUUUAUAUCCUGCGAAUUUGCUCACAACAGCUCUUGGUACGUCACCUUCGAAUCGGACGAAGACGCGCAAAGGGCGUACAGAUAUCUAAGGGAAGAGGUUAGGGAGUUCGAAGGGAAGCCGAUCAUGGCGAGGAUAAAGGCGAAACCGAUGAACCGGUUGCCGUUGCCGCCCGUCACGGCCGUCAAAAACGGCUUCCGGGCGACGCCGCCCCCGACGGCCGUCUACGAUCCGGCGGCGUAUCCGCCGGGCCAACAGAGAUUCAUCUACGCCAACGGAACGCCCGGACAACCUGUCGCUGCCUUUAAUCAAGUCAUAUAUCCUUAUCAGCAGCAGCAGUUUUACGCAUCGGUCGCUUGGCCCCCGUCCGCUCCUGGUUAUUUCGAUAUCAGCACGGUGUUUCAAGUGAACGGAUUGGCUCCGCAGAGCUUCAAACAUCCCAAUUACAGAUCGAAUCAAAACAGAUCUCGUAAACAAUCCAGAAGUAACGUGCAAAGCGACCAAACUUCACAGGGUUCUACUCAAGGUGGUGGUAAUGGCAGCAGUAACGGACAAGGCAGCUCCAGACCAUCCACGUCUCAGGGGCUAUCUCAUUCGCCUUUAAAUAGUAACAGUAAGGGUAUUUCGUCUAAAGGAUCCGCCUCUGAAGGCGCGAUUCCGAAAAUUAGCCAUAAUCAUAUUGUAACUAACGACAAUGAUGCUCAUUUAGCGAGUCAUAACGUAUCUCUCGGCCUAACUGGUGUGCAUACGGAACCCGUGGAGUUGUAUAGAUUUAUUCAACCGUCGCCUAGUAUGAAAGAAGUUGUCCCUCCGCGGCACCGUAGGAAAAAACGCGAUGAAGAUAAUGCCCUCAACGGGCUGUCGGUACAAACACAAACUAGAGAUAUUGUCAAUUCAAGGGAAUUCGAUUUGGUUGAAGAAGCCUUUCCACCUUUACCAGGUUUAGAAUCUGGAUCUCAAAAUCUAUAUAAACACCAAUCGGUAACUAAUUCUAAUUCAGAGGUCUUGCCGGCUACUCAAACGACAACGGAACCUCAACUAGGACCACAAACCGGACAUUGGGGAGAGAACAGACUUGCAGAUGUCGUUAAAGGCACAGCGAAAUUUAAAAGCAGCAACAGCACGGCUGGUUGUAGCAGUAAAGAAUCGAGUACGGGCGGCGGCGACGAUACGCCCAGGGCCGUUUCGCCGCAACAUCAAGCUAGCAGUCAGGCCACAAAGCAAAAUUCCGUUUCCACUUCGACGGGUCAUCCGGAUUGCAAAGAUGCCUCGACGGAAAGCGGGGAUAUUCAGCUUAGUACAGUUACACUUACACCGCCAAGUUCACCAGAAAAGUUAGUUCCUGCUUUACCGGUCAAAUGUACUAUGGCUGAUAAAUCGACGAAAACUGAUGACGCUCUUCUAAACGGCGAUUUGGAUGUAUGUCCGACUACAACAAACGCUGCCACCAUGACCACAGUUGUGCCAACAGAAGCCCCUUCUCGGACGGGGGCAGUCGUAACCACUUCGUCUAACGCUAAAAGUCAUACGCAUGUACAUAGGCAGGACUCGAAAUCCGAAUCUUCUAGGCACGUUUCUCUAUCUCCUCCACCUCCUACAACGGACUACUCGGGUAAUCCGCCGAGGAAAAGUUAUGCUCAAGUGGCGCAACAUCACAAAGAAGCCAAGGAGCUUCAAGCCAAGGAAAAACACGCAGACAACCAAUCGGCGACUGUAGCUGCAACAAAACCGACUCAAUCAAUAACGAAUUAUAGUAGUAAUAGUAGUAACAUCAUUCGCGGCCAAAACGAACGUGAUGGUAAGGAUUCUAGAGAUAAUGGUUCACAACGAACAGAUUCGAGUAGUAACGGUAAUCAGCAGAGGAGCAGCGGGAUAAAUCGCGGUGGUGCCAGGUCUCAAAAGCGGAGAACUGAAAUGAGAACGUCCCAAUUACGUGACUUUGUGACUCCUCGGUCGCCUAAAUAAUUUCGGAUUUACGGACGUUUUUUUUAGUGCAAUGGGGACAGUGUUUGUUGAUAACGUCGCAAAUAAUUAAACGACGCGCGGCGCGUUCGACUGCCCUAAAUUAAAAACGAAAAAAAAGAAACUUACGGCAUUUAAGUGUACGUGUACAUUAUGAUUUCACUUCACCUGUGGGAUUCAUAUGUUCCUAGACUGUUGUUAUUAAUAUAUUUAAAGAAAAAAAGAAAGAAAUAAUAGUGCUGUACGAUGCAAGUUGCGCGACUGUGAUUGGCCCAAUCUGAUAUCGUUUUUGUUGACGCGGCUUACUCGAACUCUUUUUAACUCUCUCUCUGUCUCUUUCGACGUCUCUCCAUUGUGUACAGGCUAAUGUUGAAAGAUUAUUUUUGACAAAUAAUUACCAUUUUGUGUAUAAGCUGUAUAGGGGAGUGUAAGUCUAGUGUAUAUUGUUGUUGGGUUUUUUUUAAUUAUGGCCAUUUGUCCUACCUCUGCUCGACCGCCAGAGAGUACAUAUUUUAGACUAAUUGAACAAUUGAGAGAGAAUAUUUAUGAUUAUGGAACAAUGUGAAUUGGAGUGGAUGCGAUGAAAACGUUUCGGAAAUCGAUCACCAAUCAAAACUAUUCGAUAUAUAUUUUAAGUGAUAACAAAAAUUCAAUUAAACAAACGGAUUAAUUGAAUUUACGACGUUCAUAAUGAACUUUAAUGCUUGUGAUUUUUAAUAAUAAAUUAGAUGAAUAGGUAUAACUUUUGCUAUCGAUACAGCAGAUGCAAAACGGAUCGAACAAUGCACAACAACUAAACGUAAAAAGCCUUAAAGGCCGAACAGAGAUAUUCAUGUCCCGAGCAAACAAAAAAAAUAUAUUUUUGAUUAUUUCUUAUUCGAUUGAUUUACUUACAAUUUUUAAAAAUAAUAAAAUCUUAUAUUCUGUGAUAAAUAUUAAAACGCCUUAUUGAAAAAAUGGGACAUGGAUUAUGUAUUUUCUACUUUAAUUAAACCUGAUAUUAGAGCAAAUGAGGAAUUAUUUUGAAUAGGAAAAGAACACUCUAAAAAACGAAUAUGUAUUAAGUAUUGAGUUAAUCACCGCCGAAACUUCGGUAAUUCGGUUUGAUAGUUUUUUCGUGUAGACACGCGUAGGUUGUAACAAAUUUAAUAUUUAACAAAUUCAAGGAAAUGUCACAUUUUAUCUAAUGGUACAAAAAAAUCAUUUCUAUGUAGAGUUGUGGACCAUAAAUUAUGUUGACUCUUAUUAAGCUUAAUGCAGUUGCAAAAAUGUUUGAAAUUUAUUUAAAUGGGAUCGGUAAAGCUCUCAUAUCAGUUUAUCGGGAUAAAUUUCGAAGUAUUAAAAUGCAGAAAAAAUGUGUUUUUAUUGGAUAAAUGCUGGCUGGUUUAUUGACUUGGAGUUUUACUGGUCUUAUUGUUAAUAAAUUGAGAAUAGGAGUAGACUAGAUGUUCGAAAUUAGAACAUUUUUGUGCAACUCUACUAGGCAUAUUAUAUGAAGUUUUAUCACAAAUAAGCUACUUAUCUCUUAUUUAAUUAUUUUUAACGAGCAUAAAUUCGCCUAAACGGUUAAUUUUUAGGUAUGUUAUCCUGUUUUAUUUUUUUGUAAUUUUUAAGGUUUAGUGUAUUUUGUAUUAUUUCUUAAAUUUAAAGUUGUUAAACUAGAUUAUAUUUGAGUGUCGGUAUAUGAGAUAUACUAGAACUCUGUUGAUUAGUAUUCCAUCAAGGUUUCGGUUAUAUAGGAGGAACAAUCAGUGAAUUCGCGAAUUGUUAAUGAAAUCGAGCGACAGCGUAGGGUCAGUUCUCGUGCAUUAGACGGCGAAAAAUCGAACACCCUAAACACAUCAUUCAAAUUUAAAAGUUUGUUUUUUUUAAGUUGUAUGUUACUUAUAGGCUGUGUAUGUACAUAACGAAUUUACCGUGGUAGAGCAAAGGUAGGGAAUGUGGCACAUUUUCAGUUAUCAGUAUAUAACUUACUUUAAGACUGUUAGCUGAUUUACUUUGUAGAAUUUGUUAUUUUGAUUGAUACCUUUGGUUUUUUUAAGCAGUAAACACACUCCACUAUUGACUGUUUGAACGAUUUUUGUAUAUUUCGACUGGACGUUUAGUUUGUAUUUGUGAUCAUGGUAUUCGGUUAAUUGCGAAAUUUCUAUUGGGGGAUUAUUAUUCAUCUCGUUCGACUACGGAUAGAUUCUAAAUUGACUCGUUCCUCAAUGGAAAUUUGCUGUAAUAGAGGCUCGUAAUUUUAACGGUCGAAACUGAUUUUGCAUUCUUGAAUCGAUUUUUAUCAAUGUUACAGUGCCUUCUUCGAUUUGAUUUUUCGUAAUGCAAGUUAAAAACGAGCGUCUAUUCGGAGGGUUUUGCGUACCAUGCGCCGACCAAACGAACGUUAAAAAUUCCUUAAGUUAUGUUUGCUCAAAUUGUUAAACGCCGAAGAGAAACGUUUCGAUAUUCGUGUAUUGCAUUGCAUGUAUGUAUUCUUGGUGUUUCUUCGAUAUCUACUCUUGCCUCUCUACCCUCGUGCUUUCUGUGGGUACCAGCCCGUUUGGUUUCAAUUGAGUGCUUGGCGAAAUUUAUUUUUUUUGCGAAGCUUCCUCGUUUCUUUCAAGGGCGUUGAAUGUAUUUUUGUUGAAGAGCUAAAAAAACGAACAAAAUUUGUAUACGAAUCGAUUGCUGCUAGAGAUGUGCUCAAUUUUUAAUUCUGUUAAAAUUUCCUCGAGAACUGAAUGCGAAUGAUAAGCGAGAGGAAUUUUGAAAUUAGGACAACUGAGUUGGGUUUGUGGCGGAUUUAAGGGUAUAUUUUUAUAAGGGGAAAUUUAAUGGUCUGCUAUCGCUGGGAAAGUUGUCGUAUUUUUCAUUUUUCUUGUCAAUUACCCUCGUUUUAUAUUUUGAUUUGUAUUUCUAUUCGACGCACGUUCUAUUGUGUUUUCGAGAGCUGGCUUAUCGAUACUUUUAAAAUGAUCACGAGAAUUUGAUCUUGGUUUAUUUUUUACUUAAAUUUUUGUUAAUUUUGAUCAACAAUUAGUCAGUUAUUGCGAUUAAAGCUAAUAGUAUUAAGCCAAGUAGCUGUGUAGAUUUUGUUUGUAAAAUUUAUUGCAGUUUUUUUUAUUUAAGUAAUAUAAAAUUGUUUAUAUUUUUUUCAUUUUAUUUUUGUAAAGAGGGUUUUUUGCAAGAAAUUCGUCGAAUAAACCUUAGUCCGCCGCUGCAGCUCGGAAGAUUCGUUUAUUAACUCAGUUCAUCGAUUGAUUUAAGGUUGAUUACAUUUCUGUAUAUUUUUUAAUUGUGCCUUACUGACGCUCUGAUUGUACAUUUUCAGUACAAUUUUAUUGCUAAUAAAAUAUAAUAAAAGUUGCUUGGAUGAUAAAUCUUUAUCUUGCGUAAUAUUAGAAAUUAUUUUAUUGCUAUUGAAAAUGCGAAAGCCCAUUGUUUUUGCGGAUAUUUUGAUAUAAUUUAGUGGAGUGUGUGUCUGAUAUUUCUAUGCAUAUUUAUCUAAUUAUCAAAAACACGCUAUUGUUUAUUUUUGUGUGCAAGUUUCUAUUAUUAUAGGUAAUAAUUGCCCUUAUUAUAUUUGUUCUGCAUGCAGGGGUGUUUCAUUUUUUUUAUGGUAAUAGUGAACAAGUUAAUUUUAAUAAUUCGUAAAUUGCUUAAUCUAUCAUACUGCAUAUUUUAAUGUGGGAGUUUUUACUGAAGAAUACGUGAUUUUUUACAUAAGAAUUCCAUUUUUAAUUUUUUCGUUUCAGUUUUUAAUUGCCUGGAUUUUAGACAGUGUUUAUGUACUUUUCUUUAUGAUAAAAAUUUGCACGCUAAAAUCUUAAUGUACAAUAACUAAAUCAGGAGGUUAAAUUUGUUUCUAGUCUAAUAUUUGUAUGUAUAUUUGAUUUUUUUGAUGUAUAUGUUAAGUUUGAUGAAGAUAAAGCAGGUGAUGGGGUUUUUAUUUAGAACUUAGUUAUAAUUUUGCAAUUAAGAUAUUAAAUAUUUAUGUAACUCGUCACCUUCAUGUUGAUAAGUUGAAACACCUUGUCUGAAGUCCAAAAUUAUUUUCACCCCUGCUUUAUUUAAAAUGUUUUUUUUGAGCUGUACUGAUUAAGCUUCUGAUGUUGCCCAUUAAAAUUGUUAUAAAAAUAUAUUUCUUUUAUUACAGUUGGUUUUCAAUUCUAUAAUUGUCAUUUAUUUCCUUGUUUUGUACUUUUAUCAUCCUGUAUAUGCUUUAAGUGGGCUAAGACGAACCUGGUUAUUGUUGCUUGCCUUACAAUAACUGAAUGUCUCCAAUGUAAAAGGCCAGUAUUAAUUUAAAUCAACCUUCAUGGUAAGAAAGAAG